This is a messenger RNA of Aspergillus neoniger CBS 115656, 816 nucleotides long. RefSeq names its product D-aminoacyl-tRNA deacylase. The transcript has 6 exons. NCBI's taxonomy places the organism in Eukaryota, Fungi, Ascomycota, Eurotiomycetes, Eurotiales, Aspergillaceae. Gene Ontology annotation, molecular function: D-tyrosyl-tRNA(Tyr) deacylase activity. Gene Ontology annotation, cellular component: cytoplasm. Gene Ontology annotation, biological process: tRNA metabolic process. The record is from RefSeq and is a predicted model, not a curated record. The coding region runs from base 230 to 805 and encodes 191 amino acids.
CCAGGUUCGAGAUUCAACCAUUUCGCACAGCUGCUCAUAUUGCUGUGGAUCUGUUUGAAGUUAUUGAUGAUCUAGCCAUUCCAGGAUGAUUUACGUCUGCCUCCGCAUCCGCUAAUGUCCUGAGAAUAUUAGAAAGCGCAACAACAAUUCCGACAGUCUUCAGAGCCCUAUCUCCUCAGCGCAUGCUGCCCUACUCCUUACUCUUUUAAACGACACAUCAAAGAUCACCAUGAAAGCCGUCCUACAACGAGUCAAGUCCGCCUCGGUCACCGUGGAUGGCCACCUAAUCUCCUCAAUCGGACAAGGCAUUCUCGUCCUUGCCGGCGUAGGAAAGGAAGAUACCGAGAAAGAUGCCGACUCAAUGAUCGGGCGGGUAUUGAAGGCGAAGCUAUGGCCCGACGAGAACGACAAAUCGUGGAAGAAGAACGUGCAGGACAUAAAUGGAGAGAUUCUCUGCGUAUCCCAAUUUACACUCUACGGCCACCUUAAAAAGGGCAACAAGCCCGACUUCCAUGAAGCCGCCGACGCGGAGACCGCGCGCAAACUGUAUGAUUACUUCAUUCAACGGUUGAGCGAGUCGUACAAGCCCGAACGGGUGAAGAACGGGGUCUUCCAGGCGAUGAUGGAGGUCGAAUUGAAGAACGACGGGCCGGUGGGUGUAGAUUACCGCAGUGAAGAUGCGGUGGUUACGAUCGAGAUUAAUACGCAAUUACCGAAGAAGGAGAAAAAGGAACAACCGCCUGGCAAGGAGGAUGGAAAGCCGCAGACAUUCGAGUUUAAGUUGCCGGCGGAGUUGAUGGAGUGAACUGUUUCUUC